UUGCUACUUCUGUGAUUCGUUCAUAUUUCAGUUGGGCACAGAAAUAGCAAGAAAUCAAAAAUUCCUGUAGAUUUUCGCAUAUUUUUCGGCAGUAUUGCUCUUUCUUUUUCGAGCUACUGUACUUUUUUCCAUGAAAACCUACUGAUCUUGGAGCUUCCAUUAAUGUUUAAUUUCUUUCUUCUUCGCAUAAUAAUCCUGCAGUACUAAUACUAGUAUAGUAUGUUUAGUUCAGAGGCAAUCUCGAGAGAUAUGAGCAGAAACAGCAGCAGCUUUCUCAAUGAGGGCAAUUUGAAGAGCAGAGAUUCCGAUUUGUUUGUGAAUCAAGCUCAGAUGCAGCCGCAGGGGUUAGCGCGUUACCGAUCGGCGCCGAGCUCGUUCCUCGCCGCGCUUUUGGAUUCAACUACUGAAAACAGCAGCAGCGGCGAUGAUGAAUCGGAAGCUCUGCUGUCGGCGCUCAUGGAUGCGCCGCGUGAUCUGAAUCAGAAGAGCGGUCAUUAUCAUAUGAAGCAGGAGGUUGGGGCAGAAUCGGAGCCCCGGCCCGGGCAGAUGGGUUAUGAGAGCCCCGGAAUCGUCGGAUCUUAUUCCGUGGGGAUGGAGAAUCAGGCUAAUUUGAGGAUGAAUAAUGGAUCCAAUCUCGUUAGACAGAGCAGCUCUCCUGCUGGAUUCUUCAAUGGAUAUAGCAUGAUGGGAGAGGUGGAGAAUUACAGAGUCCAGAACCAUUCAAAAUCCAGUUCAUCAUCAUCAGCAGCUGGUAUGAGCAGUCACAUGAGCUUCACAUCCUCAAGGUUCAUGCCUAGCAUACCUGAGAACUCCAACGAAAGCAUUGCCACCCGUAACCCUGAAAACGGCCACUUGGGAAGCGCUAAUGCCAGAGAAUUCGACGCUCUCUUCCCUCAGGACUCGUGGAAUCAUGACACUCCUUUCAACCCCUUGAAAAGAACGAUGUUUUCUAAUUUUAAUGGAUUGGAAAAUCAGAACGGAGAAACAAGAAGAAACCCUGGCUUAGUUCACCAUAUGAGCCUGCCUAAAACUGCUUCUGAAAUGGCUGAAUUGGACAAGUUUCUGCAAGUUCAACCGGACACCAUUCCAUGCCAGAUUAGGGCGAAAAGAGGCUGCGCCACUCAUCCAAGAAGUAUAGCAGAGAGGGUGAGACGCACCAAAAUUAGUGAAAAGAUGAAGAAGCUGCAAGAUCUUUUCCCAAAUAUGGACAAGCAAACAAGCACAGCUGAUAUGCUGGAUUUGGCAGUUAAAUACAUUAAAGACCUUCAAGGUCAAGUAGAGACCCUCACGGAGACGAGGGCAAAGUGCGUUUGCUCGAAAAUUCCUCAACUAACAACAACUCCCAGAUCGUAGUGUAUAAGCUAGCUACCGCUCGCCUUCUAAGUCGAGGCUGUCAUGUAGUAUGCGUGCUCGUGGAGUGCCUUUCGUUGUCGAUGUUGGUAGCCAACAAUGCGGAUGUUAAUCUGUAGUGUAUGGUGAUAUUAAUGAUUAUAUAUGUAGGUUUAUUUUAUGAAUAAUUUGCGUAUGUAUGCAAGGUGCUUAAGAGUUUUAAGAGUAUAGUUUUUGGUAUUCUGUGAUUGUAUUUAGUUGGGGGUUACUGUGAUACUAUAUCAUAAUGGAAUUAGUUAGGAGUGAUUUCAGCAGAUCCAAAAAGCAGAAUAAUAUGGAAUUUGUGACGUGCGAAUGCAUUGAGAUAUAUAUGGGAUAUUAUUAAUUAUUGUGUA
Messenger RNA from Salvia splendens (bonfire salvia), 1724 nucleotides. Its product is annotated as transcription factor bHLH130. Gene Ontology annotation, cellular component: nucleus. Lineage: Eukaryota; Viridiplantae; Streptophyta; Magnoliopsida; Lamiales; Lamiaceae. Gene Ontology annotation, biological process: regulation of transcription by RNA polymerase II. The record is from RefSeq and is a predicted model, not a curated record. Bases 220 to 1353 code for a protein of 377 amino acids. Gene Ontology annotation, molecular function: RNA polymerase II cis-regulatory region sequence-specific DNA binding; DNA-binding transcription factor activity, RNA polymerase II-specific; protein dimerization activity. The transcript is spliced from 6 exons.